UUCCUUAAAAGACAUGAUUGUUGCUCUUGCUUUUUGUUUUCUAAUGCCUAUCUCUGACAAUAUCACUCAUACCCAAAACCCAUGCUAUAAAAUAGUGCACAAACAUCCUCAAAGUUAAUUUAAUUUCCUAUACUUAUCUAUAUCUAACAUUAAUAUAUACGUACAUACUCUGCACUAAACCGAAGCAGAGUGAAUACUCACACACACAGAGAUGGGGAGAGAGUGGCAAAAAAUGCAAAACGGGUUAAACGAUGCGAUUUCAAAGAGCAAAGUUGGCAAGUUCUUCAAGUUGGAGAGCAGAAACACCUCCUUCGCUAGAGAGCUGCGCGCCGCUACCGCCACGUUCCUCACCAUGGCCUAUAUUAUCUUCGUCAACGCCACCAUCCUAACGGAUUCCGGCGGCACCUGCUCCGUUUCGGAUUGCACGGCCGCCGGAAACCAAACCGCCACCGCAGACUGCGUGUUGAAGCCGAAUGCAGGCUACGAUCAUUGCCUGUCUAAGCUAAAGAGUGAUCUCAUCGUUGGAACCGCCUUGUCAUCCAUGAUUGGAUCAUUAGCCAUGGGAUUGCUGGCUAACUUGCCUCUGGGCCUGGCCCCCGGCAUGGGGGCCAACGCCUACGUGGCCUACAACUUGGUGGGCUUCCACGGCUCUGGGCCCAUGUCGUACCAGACCGCCAUGGCCGUGGUGUUAGUGGAAGGCGCCGCAUUUCUCGCCAUCGCUGUCCUGGGCCUACGGGCCAAGCUGGCCCGCCUCAUUCCCACCUCCGUGCGCCUGGCUAGUGCCGCAGGGAUUGGGCUGUUCAUCGCGUUCGUGGGCUUGCAGGCCCACCAAGGCGUGGGCCUGGUGGGCCCCGACGCAUCGACUUUGGUGGCCCUUGCAGCUUGCAGGGACACCAGCCCAACAGGUGGUGGGUGCAAUGGGGGAGUGAUGCAGAGCCCAACAUUCUGGCUUGGGUUUGUGGGGUUUGUGAUAAUGUGUUAUGGGUUGAUGAAAGAUGUUAAAGGCAGCAUGAUAUAUGGCAUGCUUUUUGUGACAUUGAUUUCAUGGAUUAGGGGGACUCGUGUCACCAUUUUCCCACACACCCCACUUGGAAACUCAAGCUAUGAAUAUUUCAAGAAGGUGGUGGAUUUCCACAAGAUUGAGUCCACUUUUUGUGCCAUUAGCUUCAGCGGCUUUGGGAAAAGCCAAGUGUGGGUGGGCUUAGUGACAUUGUUGUAUGUGGAUGUGCUGGCCACUACAGGCACAUUGUACACAUUAGCUGAGGUGGGAGGGCUUGUGAAUGGGGAAGGGGGCUUUGAGGGGGAAUACAUGGCCUACAUGGUGGAUGCCGGGGCCACCGUUGUGGGGGCCGCUCUCGGAGUGUCUCCGAUCGCUGCUUAUGUGGAAUCAACGGCUGGGAUGAGGGAAGGGGGCAGGACUGGUCUGACGGCGGUGAUCAUCGGGGUCUACUUCGGGCUCUCUGUAUUCUUGACGCCGUUGAUAACGAGUGUGCCGCCGUGGGCGGUGGGGCCGUCUCUAGUGAUGGUUGGGGUGUUGAUGAUGAGAGUUGUGAAGGACAUUGAGUGGGAGAAUGUGAGGGAGGGAGUGCCGGCUUUUGUGACUAUGAUUCUAAUGCCUUUGACAUAUUCCAUUUCCAAUGGGAUUGUUGGAGGGAUUGGAAUGUACGUAGCACUUGGAUUGUAUGACUACGUUGUGGGGAGUGUCAAGUGGGUCAGCAAGAUGAGGAGAGCGGUGCUCAGGGAGGAGAAUCAGGUGUCCGCGGCUGCCCCACAUACCAAUAUUGAUAUCAUCUGAUCUCAUCAACUCUCUCUUGUUUUCAGAAGUGCACAAGUCACCAUGAGAGAGAGGCAACAUAUUCCACCUUUCAAGGGAACUUGUGCAUUUCUUUUGUUGUUUUGUUUAGAAUUUUCAUCAUUAGAUUGGAGCAAGUAGUCAAUGUAAUUUUCAUCUUUUUCGUUAUCUAAGUCAGUACCUCUCAUCAGUCUAA
Messenger RNA from Salvia miltiorrhiza (redroot sage), 1988 nucleotides. Its product is annotated as adenine/guanine permease AZG2. Gene Ontology annotation, biological process: transmembrane transport. Bases 212 to 1795 code for a protein of 527 amino acids. Gene Ontology annotation, molecular function: purine nucleobase transmembrane transporter activity. NCBI's taxonomy places the organism in Eukaryota, Viridiplantae, Streptophyta, Magnoliopsida, Lamiales, Lamiaceae. The transcript has a single exon. The record is from RefSeq and is a predicted model, not a curated record. Gene Ontology annotation, cellular component: plasma membrane.